This is a messenger RNA of Symbiodinium sp. CCMP2592, 1410 nucleotides long. The record is from the annotation of a GenBank genome assembly. Lineage: Eukaryota; Dinophyceae; Suessiales; Symbiodiniaceae.
AUGCUAUCUUUUGCCCGGCAGGUCGGCAAGGGGGUGCCCUGCAAAGACGUCAUCCUCCAUGCCCGGGCAUCUUCUUCGAAGGAGAACAAUUUGAAUGUCAAGAAGCUGGGGGGUGUGUCUCUUGCACACUCCGAAGCUGGUGUGCACAAAGUUUUCGAGGAGGCAGGUUGCUCCUUGCCUGUGCGAAUACAACAUGUGGAUCUGUGCAGCCAGAAAGCUGUUCCGUUUGUGACAAUGUCAUCCUGGGUGAGAUUUUUGGCGAACACGAACCGGAUGAAAUAUCUAGUUGGGACGUCUGAUGCUUCCAGGCGCCAAUCUUUGUGCGCCGAGUUCUGGGAACGAUUUCGAUGCAUCCGGCCGAACCACCCCAUCUUCGACAUGAGCAAAGAUCAAAAGCUGUUGCUCAAGGAUGCAAUUCCGAUAUUGCAUCAUGGAGAUGAAGGCAGGAGUUUCUGUAAGAAGCCCAUAAUGAUACUCAGCAGCCACGGAAUGCUAGGCAGUGGCUGCAGCAAAGCUGAUGUGAAGCAGGACUCCAAAAUCAGUAUGCAUGAGAACCCGAUGCUGCUCAAUAUGCUGGGUAGUACCAUCACCACCCAGUUUAUUUUUGCAGCGCUCCCACAGAAGCUCUACAAAGACACGCCGGAGGCAUUAGACAAAAUGCUUGCGAUUUACAGCGAGGAUUUGCGGGCUUUGGCCUUGGAUGGGGUGCAGGUCGUCGAGGCCGGCAAAACAAAGAAGCUUUGGUUCUGGUGCCUGGGGGCAAAGGGGGAUCUCCCCUAUCUAGCCAAAUGCGGCCAUUUUACCCGCACAUAUUCCAUGUGUCCGAAACAGUCCAAGUCAAAAAAGCCCUGCGGCGGCAUCUGUUGGGAUUGCCUGGCGGGAAAAGAAGGCGGUCAACAGGAGCAUCCCUGGGAAGACAUGCGCUUGACCGCAUCUUGGAUUUCAACCUGCGGUGUCGCACCUGCUUGGACAAAUCCUGGACCUUUGCUGCGAAUCCCCCACGACCGGGCAACCUGGUUCUACCGUGCUGACUUGUGGCAUUGCUUCCAUUUGGGUUGUGGCAAAUCUUUCGCAGCAUCUGCAGUGGUGGUGCUGCUUGAAGCUUUGGAAUCGCUCAAGAACGUGGAUGAUAGACUCAACUUUAUGAGUAGAGAUUUCCAGGCUUUUUGCAAGAGAACGAAAAGCUACAGCUAUGCGACAUCAGUGACAAAAGAUUUCUUGGGCUGGAAGAACCACAAGGACAUGCCGCAAGGACAUUGGCACAAGGGCUUCAUCACAACAGUUUUGCUGGAGUGGCUGGAAGACUUCUUGACUCGACACUUCUUGGACACAAAAGAUCCUUUGAUUCUGGAGAUCGUGUCUCUGCACAUGGUAAAUCAAGCUCUGCUGGGUUGUUUUUGGUUUGUUUAA